Messenger RNA from Cucurbita maxima (winter squash), 3424 nucleotides. RefSeq names its product kinesin-like protein KIN-14Q. The coding region runs from base 194 to 3247 and encodes 1017 amino acids. Gene Ontology annotation, molecular function: microtubule binding; microtubule motor activity; ATP binding. Gene Ontology annotation, biological process: microtubule-based movement. The record is from RefSeq and is a predicted model, not a curated record. Lineage: Eukaryota; Viridiplantae; Streptophyta; Magnoliopsida; Cucurbitales; Cucurbitaceae. The transcript is spliced from 14 exons.
AGUAACGCAGAAUUUUGCAUCUCUUUUACUUAACCAGAAUCAUCAUCGCUCUCUGUUUCUCUGCAACUUCUUUUUUGUUCUCUUUACAGACAAACUCUCAUUAUUUACUUCUUCUGAUCCAUUAAUUACAUUGCCAUUUCUGGUUAUCGAUUCCUUGUUACCCUGUUCUUGCCUCCUGAACAGUUCGGCUUCGAUGCAAGAUCAAGAUUGCUGUUCUAGCCCCGGUGAAGCGCAAUCCAUUCCGGAAUUUACCUUCAUUUCUCCUGAUAUUGCAAUGGAUAACUACUGUGAUUCACCAGAACUCUUCGAUAUCAAGUGUUCUAAGUCUAUGGAGCUUUCCUUCGAAAGUAGCUUUUCUGGAAUUGAGGUUAAUUACAAACAGAGAACUCCAUCUGUUAGAUUUUCCCAGUUGUGUGAAACCUAUGAUCCAGAACUUUCUCCAGAAUCUUCCUUUGAGUUGGCAACUCCUCCAGCUACCAGUUCUACACAAUCUGAAGAACUCCUUCAAGCUGUAAGUGUCAAUGCAGGUUCCUCAAAUGAUGCUGUGAGUUUGGAUGGGAUAAACUAUGUGGAAGACAAUUGGUUCAAGGGUGGUGAUACCAUUAGAUCUGAUGAAAUUGAACAUCCUUUAUAUCAAACAGCUCGUUUUGGGAACUUUUUUUACAGCUUCUCGUUAUUGGAACCUGGGGAUUAUGUUGUUGAUCUUCAUUUUGCUGAAGUUGUGUUUACCAAUGGCCCUCCUGGUAUGAGGAUGUUUGAUGUUUAUUUGCAGGAUCAGAAGGUCGUUUCUGGCUUGGACAUAUACGCUCGUGUUGGUGGGAAUAAGCCUCUCAUUAUAUCUGACCUCAAAACUUCUGUAGAAGUAAAAGAUUUAACCAUUAGAUUUGAAGGACUGAUGGGCAGGCCAAUUGUCUGUGGUAUUUCUGUGAGGAAAGAUCUUCCUUCCAUUGUUAAAGAAGUUGAGCUGCUCGAAGAUGUGGGAUCCUCUCGACUAGAACACUCAGAGAUUUCCAAAGAUAGUAGUGAGUUGAUAGUAAAAGAGAAUGAGCUGAUGAAGAAUGAGAUAGCAGCAGCAAGGAAACAAAUGGAGGAGCUUAGAAAGGAAAACAAUCAGAAGAGUAAGGAAUGCCAAGAAGCUUGGAAGUCUCUAAAUGAGCUACAAAAUGAGCUCAUGCGCAAGUCAAUGCAUGUUGGAUCUCUUGCCUUUGCCGUUGAGGGACAGGUGAAAGAAAAGAGCAAAUGGUUUUCCUCAUUAAGGGAUCUUACCAGAAAAGUAAAGAUUAUGAAAAUGGAAAACAUCAAAUUGUCGGAGGAGGCACUUGCAUUCAAGAGCUGCUUUGUGGAUAUGAACGAAAUGAUGACAUCCCAAAUUCAGACAGCAUUUAAGCAGCAAUUAGAUUUUCAAGAAAAUCUGAAGACCAAAUUUGUUGAAGGAGCUAAGGAACGUAAAGAACUCUACAAUAAGAUGUUGGAGUUGAAAGGAAACAUUAGGGUCUUUUGUCGGUGUAGGCCCUUAAAUACAGAAGAGAUUGCCUCUGGAGCUCCUAUGGUUGUUGAUUUUGAGUCAGCUAAAGAUGGUCAGCUGAUUGUUAAGUCAAAUGGAGGUCCCAAAAGGGUCUUCAAAUUUGAUGCUGUAUUUGGUCCUCAAGCAAAUCAAGGAGAUGUCUUUGAAGACACUGCUCCAUUUGCUGCUUCAGUUCUAGAUGGCUACAACGUUUGCAUAUUUGCAUAUGGCCAAACGGGGACUGGAAAAACCUUUACAAUGGAGGGUACUGAAGGAGCUCGUGGAGUCAAUUAUAGGAUUCUUGAGGAGUUGUUUCGCUUAACGAAGGAGCGGCAGAAGCUCAAUCGAUAUAAAGUAUCUGUUAGUGUCUUGGAAGUGUAUAAUGAGCAAAUAAGGGACUUGUUAGUGUCAGGAUCUCAGUCAGGGAACGGUAUAAAACGGCUUGAAGUAAGGCAAAUCAGUGAAGGAAUACAUCAUGUUCCUGGCAUGGUGGAGGCUCCUGUUCACAACAUGAGUGAAGUUUGGGAAGUUCUACAAACUGGCAGUAAUGCAAGAGCUGUUGGUUCAACCAAUUGUAACGAGCACAGCAGCCGAUCUCACUGCAUACAUUGUGUAAUGGUGAAAGGGGAGAAUUUGCUGAGUGGGGAGUGCACCAGCAGCAAACUCUGGCUGGUGGACUUGGCAGGGAGCGAGCGGAUAGCUAAAGUAGAAGUACAGGGUGAACGUCUCAAGGAAACACAAAACAUUAACAGAUCACUUUCUGCACUUGGGGAUGUCAUAGCUGCUCUUGGGACAAAAAGUCCACACGUUCCUUUUAGGAACUCUAAGCUCACUCACUUGCUUCAAGAUUCACUAGGGGGAGAUUCAAAGACACUAAUGUUCGUACAGAUCAGUCCAAACGAAAAUGACUUGAAUGAAACUCUUUGUUCAUUGAACUUCGCAAGCAGAGUUAAGGGAAUUGAGCUGGGUCCUGCAAAAAGACAGCUUGAUAUGUCUGAAUUCCUUAAAUGCAAGCAAAUGGCACAAGCUUCAAAGCAGGAUAUGAAGGGUAAAGAACUACAAAUGAGGAAAAUGGAAGAAACAAUACAUGGGUUUGAGUUGAAAAUGAAGGAAAAAGAGCUGAAAAACAAGAAUCUACAAGACAAGGUGAAAGAACUUGAAGCGCAGCUUCUUGUUGAAAGGAAGCAGCAGCAGCAGCAAAUAAAGGUUAAUACUCGCCCACUAACUGAGAACAACGGCUUCAAACCAUCAUUCUACCCUUUUCCUGGUGGCAUCAGUGAUGGAACAGAGAAGGAGAACAAUCCAGGGAUGGCUGAGCUAUCUUUUGUGCCAAUGAAGAGGACAGGAAGAGCGUCGAUUUGCACAAUGGGCCGACGUGUACCGACGGCGCUCGAACCGAGGAGAAAUUCCCUAAUGCCUCUACCAAGCAUGCCAAGCUCAGCUCAUCUGCCAUCAGCAAAGUUGAUAGAGGAAGAUGAGAGCAACUGCGAGAGUCCUAAUGAGAUAAAGUGUGUGAGAGGAGGAAGCGUUCAGAAGAAGAAGAUGCAAAUGAAACGAGGGGGAAUCAAUGUGGGGAUGGAGAAGGUCAGGGUGUCCAUUGGAAGCCGAGGAAGGAUGGCGGCAGCACACGCACACAGGGUGCUGCUAGGCAAUGGUAGGAGAGCAGCUAAUGACACUCAAAGUAAGAGGGAAAAGGAGAGGGGUUGGAACAUGGGAACAAUAGUAGGGAGAAACUCAAAGUAAGAGGGAUUCUUGUUUGUUUUGUUUGUGUGUUAAUAUUCAUUAUGAUGAUGAUGGUAUCAUCCAACUUGAUCAGUUCAUGGUCUGUGUGUUCGCUAGAAAACUCGAUCGUUUAUGUAAUUCGAAGAGUGUAAAAUGUAGUUGUAAGAGUUCAAGCUUACCACAAGUAGAUAUUGUUCA